GGCGGCGCCGGCGGCGGGCCGCGCUCCCCGGUCGGUGCCGCUGCUGGCGGGAUGUUCGAGGCGCGGCUGGUGCAGGGCUCGGUGCUCAAGCGGGUCCUGGAGGCCCUCAAGGACCUCAUCACCGAGGCCUGCUGGGACCUGGGCUCGGGCGGCAUCAGCCUGCAGAGCAUGGACUCCUCGCACGUCUCCCUGGUGCAGCUCACGCUGCGCUCCGAGGGCUUCGACACCUACCGCUGCGACCGCAACAUCACCAUGGGCGUCAACCUCUCCAGCAUGUCCAAAAUACUGAAAUGCGCCGGGAAUGAAGACAUCAUCACUCUCCGAGCAGAAGACAACGCAGAUACGCUGGCGUUGGUGUUUGAAGCACCAAAUCAGGAAAAGGUUUCUGAUUAUGAGAUGAAGCUGAUGGAUCUCGAUGUGGAGCAGCUUGGAAUUCCAGAGCAGGAGUACAGCUGUGUGGUGAAGAUGCCCUCAGCUGAGUUUGCACGGAUCUGCAGGGAUCUCAGCCACAUCGGCGACGCCGUUGUCAUCUCCUGUGCCAAAGAUGGGGUGAAGUUCUCAGCUAAUGGAGAGCUGGGCAAUGGAAACAUCAAGCUGUCACAGACCAGCAACGUGGAUAAAGAGGAAGAAGCUGUCACAAUAGAGAUGAACGAGCCUGUCCAGCUGACCUUUGCUCUGAGGUACUUGAACUUUUUUACCAAAGCCACUCCCCUGUCACCUACAGUAACACUCAGCAUGUCUGCAGAUGUUCCUCUUGUUGUGGAGUACAAGAUUGCUGAUAUGGGACACUUAAAGUACUACCUGGCUCCAAAGAUUGAAGAUCAACAAGAAGGCUCUUAAUUGGAGUAGGACUGAUGGGGUGGGGGGAGACCUGGUCAGCUCUUGGGAGAGGACAACUGACUGGCAGUAGGAAAUUGGUGGUUUAGCAAUUCCAGUGUGUGGAACAUGGUCUGAGCACUGGGGUGUAGAUAUCUCUGUAAAUAUUUUUUAACUUUCUGCUCUGCUGAUGCCUUUGGAAAUAGGAAAGUGUGGGGUUUUUUUCUAGUCUAUCCCUGUACUCCCAGUAAUCUCUUAGGUGCUGAGGGUGAAAUAUCCUACUCCUCCUGAGUUAGAGAAGGGGUGAAAUAUUUAACUUUUCCGAAUAAAGAUGUUGCCUCGUUUCACCUGUGGAGCUGUAGCUGACUGUAGGGUUGUUGUUGUUCAGUUAUACCACGAGUUUAUUUGACCUUCCUUUCUUUUUUAUGCUCGUAUUCUAACUGAAACACCGAAAAUUGAAAUAAAGACUGUAAUUUCAUGGGGUUUAUCCUGUCUAAA
Messenger RNA from Apus apus (common swift), 1314 nucleotides. It is a transcript of the gene PCNA, whose product is annotated as proliferating cell nuclear antigen. The transcript is spliced from 6 exons. Bases 52 to 840 code for a protein of 262 amino acids. NCBI's taxonomy places the organism in Eukaryota, Metazoa, Chordata, Aves, Apodiformes, Apodidae. The record is from RefSeq and is a predicted model, not a curated record. Gene Ontology annotation, cellular component: PCNA complex. Gene Ontology annotation, molecular function: DNA binding; DNA polymerase processivity factor activity. Gene Ontology annotation, biological process: leading strand elongation; translesion synthesis; regulation of DNA replication.